AUGAACAGCGACAGCAUUGAGAGUGAAAUUGAUUGGUCCCGUGAAACAGUCAUGCAAUUGAUUGACCUAUAUCGAGAGCAACCAGUUCUUUGGAAUCCGAUGGACCCUGAUUUUAAAAAUAAAAACCUAAAGAACUAUGCAUGGAAUGACAUUUCGCGGGAAAUAAAAGCCAGUAAUACGGAAGUACAGGCAAAAGUGAAAACAUUGUUGGCACAGUUUCAAAGAGAACUUAAGAAGAAGAAGAGUGGUUCGGGGGCAGACGAGUAUAAAAGCAAGUGGUGUUAUUUUAAAGCGAUGCUGUUUUUAAAGGAUAAAACUACUGCACGGAAGAUUAAAGAAGCUGGGAUUGCCACUGACGACAAAGAGGCUGCCGAUGAAACAGUGCAGGAGGACAUUGCAGAGGAGGGCAAUGACACAUCAAUCACAACUGCCGACAACACACCUAAAACAGGAACGGAUCCUCCUCGAAAAUUGACGAAGAAGAGGAAAGCUUCAAUUGUGGAUGAAGCUUAUCAAGUAAUGAAAAAAGUGUCUAGCCAGUUAAAUCAGCCAGGAAUUGAAGACGAGUUUGAUAUCUUUGGAAAAAACGUUGCGUGUCAAUUACGAAAACUUAAAAACUCUCGGGACCAAGCACUUGCAAAACACAGGAUUAAUACCAUUUUGUUCGAAAUGGAACUUAAACAGUUACCGAUGGGUCCAGAGCCAUCAAGAUCAACCAGUGCAUCUUCCUACAUUCAGUCAUACGAUCCAUUAACAUCUAAUGAAAUCCAAUCAUCCAUCAACGCUGCAAGUCCCAUUUCUGCUGAGUGGGCUCCUCAACAUGACGAGUACAAUGAUGCUUAUUGUGAUAAAAUUAUUCAAUCUAUAGGUUUAUCAUCAAAAAGUAACUAA
Homalodisca vitripennis (glassy-winged sharpshooter) is the source of this 891-nucleotide messenger RNA. RefSeq lists its product as uncharacterized. The record is from RefSeq and is a predicted model, not a curated record. The transcript is spliced from 2 exons. The coding region runs from base 1 to 891 and encodes 296 amino acids. NCBI's taxonomy places the organism in Eukaryota, Metazoa, Arthropoda, Insecta, Hemiptera, Cicadellidae.